AUGGGGGCCUCGUUGUCGAACCUUGGAUCCAACGGUUCGACCAUCGGUCCAAGCCUCGGCGACAUCCCGGAGAAUUGCGUUGCUCGUGUUUUUCUUCAUCUAUCUCCGCCGGAGAUUUGUAACCUAGCUCGUCUCAAUCGUGCUUUUCGUGGCGCCGCUUCCGCCGAUUACGUUUGGGAAUCUAAAUUACCCUCAAACUACCAGGAUCUUGUCCGUUUAAUGCCCGAGGAACGGUGUCGGAAUCUAUCUAAGAAGGAUAUUUUCGCUGCGCUCUCUCGGCCGUUACCGUUUGAUGACGGUAAUAAGCAAUUGUGGCUUGAUAGGGUUACUGGAAGGGUUUGCAUGUCGAUUUCGGCGAAAGGUUUGUUGAUUACUGGAAUUGAUGAUCGUAGAUACUGGACUUGGGUUCCCACUGAAGAAUCUAGGUUCAAUGUUGUAGCAUAUUUGCAACAAAUAUGGUGGUUUGAAGUGGAUGGUGAGGUCGACUUUCCAUUUCCUGCUGAUAGUUAUACUCUCUCCUUUAGACUUCACCUUGGACGAUUUUCCAAAAGGCUUGGUCGGCGCGUAUGCAAUUAUGAACAGACCCAUGGUUGGGAAAUAAAGCCGGUAAUAUUUGAGUUGUCGACUUCGGAUGGUCAACAAGCAUCAUCUGAGUGCUGCUUAGAUGAAACUGAGAACGAUGAUACAUAUGGCAAUCAUAAGCGAGGAUAUUGGGUAGAUUACAAGGUAGGUGAGUUUAUUGUGAGUGGAUCUAAACCUACCACUAAAGUUAGAUUCUCCAUGAAACAGAUUGAUUGUACACACUCAAAAGGUGGGCUUUGUGUAGAUUCUGUAUUUAUCGUACCUAGCAAUCUGAGAGACCGCAAGGGAGGUGGCUUUUUGAAAUGA
Lathyrus sativus (Indian pea) is the source of this 888-nucleotide messenger RNA. NCBI's taxonomy places the organism in Eukaryota, Viridiplantae, Streptophyta, Magnoliopsida, Fabales, Fabaceae. The record is from the annotation of a GenBank genome assembly.